AUGGCUGGUGAGAGAUUUCUAAUGUGCAAUGUGAAAGGUAAGGGUAUUGUCAUGUUCACAGGAUGCAGUCAUAGAGGCGUCGUGAACGCUUCCAGAAAUGCCGUGUACUUACUAGGAGGUACUGUACCGCUGCAUGCGGUUCUUGGUGGGUAUCACCUAGCAGGAAGUCCUCAAAGUCAAGUCGAGGAAACGGUCCAGGACCUCAAGGCCCUCAACACAGAAGUGUCUUCCGGUCCAUUGUUCUGGGUGGAGGGUGAAGUAUGA
Molecule: messenger RNA, 264 nt
Organism: Lachnellula hyalina
Lineage: Eukaryota; Fungi; Ascomycota; Leotiomycetes; Helotiales; Lachnaceae
Exons: 2
Coding region: 1-264 (87 amino acids)
Molecular function (GO): transferase activity
Source: RefSeq, a predicted model, not a curated record